CGCAGGAAACCAGUCGCCACGCCUGCUGCCUGUCUGACACAUCAAAUACGCACCGGAUCCUUGUUUCUUAAACAUCGGACAGCACCGGCAUCACCUACGUCUCAAGAGGCUUUUCACUGCACUUCACUUCUUUCUGUCGUAACAACACACAACCAUGAAAGGAAUGAUUCUCCAGCUCAGCCGCAGUCUGAGGUGUACUACUCCCCUUCUCCAUCGUGGCGUCCACUCUGGCACACGCCCCGCCUCCACCGCCGCCUCCAAACUGCGUACCGAUCGCCAGCUCACCUCUGAGGAAAUCUACACCCGCGAGGACAAGUAUGGAGCGCACAACUACCAUCCCCUGCCUGUGGCACUGGAAAGGGGGGAGGGCAUCUACGUGUGGGACGUGGAAGGUAACCGGUAUUAUGACUUCCUGAGCGCUUACAGUGCAGUAAACCAGGGCCACUGUCACCCUAAAAUCUUAGCUGCGCUCAAUGCCCAGGCCUCCAAACUCACCCUGACCUCCAGAGCAUUCUACAAUGAUGUGCUGGGAGCUUAUGAGGAGUACAUCACCAGGAUGUUUGGCUAUGACAAAGUUUUACCCAUGAAUACAGGUGUUGAAGGUGGUGAGACUGCCUGCAAGCUCGCCCGUAAGUGGGCUUACAAUGUAAAGGGUGUUCCCAAAAACAAAGCCAAAAUCAUUUUUGCAGAUGGUAACUUCUGGGGCCGCACCAUGGCAGCCAUCUCCAGCUCCACUGACCCCAGUAGUUAUGAAGGUUUUGGUCCCUUCAUGCCGGGCUUCGAGCUUAUCCCAUACAACAAUAUUCCUGCACUGGAGAAAGCCCUUCAAGACCCAAAUGUUGCAGCAUUCAUGGUGGAGCCCAUCCAGGGGGAGGCUGGUGUGGUGGUCCCUGACCAGGGUUACCUGACCAAAGUCAGAGAACUUUGCACCAAAUACAAUGUGUUGUGGAUUGCUGAUGAGGUGCAGACAGGUUUGGCAAGGACUGGCCGGCGGCUGGCUGUGGACCAUGAGAAUGCACGUCCAGAUGUGGUGAUUCUGGGCAAGGCUCUUUCUGGAGGAGUUUAUCCUGUAUCUGCAGUGCUGUGUGAUGAUGAGAUAAUGCUGACCAUUAAACCUGGUGAACAUGGGUCCACAUAUGGAGGUAACCCAGUGGCCUGUCGGGUUGCUAUCGCUGCACUGCAGGUGUUGGAGGAUGAGAAGCUGGCAGAGAAUGCUGAUAGAAUGGGGCAGCUGCUGCGAAGCGAGCUGAGAAAGCUGCCCAAAGACAUUGUGACCACAGUGAGAGGGAAAGGCCUCCUCAACGCAAUCGUCAUCAAAGAGACCAAAGGCUACGAUGCCUGGAAGGUGUGCCUGCGUCUUCGUGACAAUGGACUGCUGGCCAAACCCACCCAUGGUGACAUCAUCCGCCUGGCCCCUCCCCUCGUCAUCAACGAGGACGAGCUACACGAAUGCGUUGAUAUCAUCCAGAGAACCAUCAUGUCCUUCUAAACUACAAUUCAACAGUUCAGCAACACACAGAUUACCUUCAACUGCUAAUCCACAUCGGCUGGAGCUAUGGCCUAUUGAAACAUCACUCUAAAUAUGUAUUAGUUGUUUCUAUUUUACUUUUAUUUUUUCAAUCUUUGAAAGGGAGGGACAUUACUGUAGAAAUACAGUAUACAGAGACUGUAUGGAGAGUGCUUCUGUGAGGCUACAUUUAACAAUUUUGUACUGCUGUAAAGGAAAAGGUUCUGUUAGACUGCCUCAGGAAAGACUGCAACUACAGUAGAGGUUUAUUUUAAGUGUUUUGAAUUUGUAUUGUACGAUUAAUUGCAUAAUUCAUCUAUUUAGAUGAAUUUCCGAGUGGUUAAUUUAAGUUUUCAGUGGUAAUGAGUGAUGUAAAUAAUGAACGUACUGUCUUAAACGAAACCUUUUUUAAUUUUCAAAAAGGAUAAAUGGUUUUACCAGUGAAGGGUUCAAUCUGAGUUAACAAAGGCUUUGUUUUGUUGAUCUCAACAGAGGCAUACGCUUUUAAAUCUGACUUGACUAUUAUACAAGACGAAGGGAUAUCCAACUUGCUGAAGUGAAAUCUUGUCUACAGUACUCAAUGUAACGGUUUCUGAGUAUUGUAUAGUUUAUAGUUUAUAGUUUACAUUUUAAUAGACAGUGAAUCCCGCUAAGCUACUGAUGCCUACUAAGAUAAACCUUAUGAAUCCGGUAAAAUCCGGUCUUGUUACACAAAAAUGUUACACAACAGCUAGUCUGGAUAUAUUUCAAUCUCAAGAGCAGACUUAGCACACAGUCUUGAAUUGUAUAUGAAAUUCCAGGUCUUGAAAUUGUUUAUUUUCAA
Messenger RNA from Scomber japonicus (chub mackerel), 2330 nucleotides. RefSeq names its product ornithine aminotransferase (gene oat). The transcript is spliced from 10 exons. NCBI's taxonomy places the organism in Eukaryota, Metazoa, Chordata, Actinopteri, Scombriformes, Scombridae. Gene Ontology annotation, molecular function: L-ornithine transaminase activity; identical protein binding; pyridoxal phosphate binding. Gene Ontology annotation, cellular component: cytoplasm. The coding region runs from base 155 to 1489 and encodes 444 amino acids. The record is from RefSeq and is a predicted model, not a curated record.